This is a messenger RNA of Linum trigynum, 2485 nucleotides long. The record is from the annotation of a GenBank genome assembly. Lineage: Eukaryota; Viridiplantae; Streptophyta; Magnoliopsida; Malpighiales; Linaceae.
GAUAUAAAUCGGUUUGACAACCUUGUUGAAUUUAUUAUUAUUUUUUUUUUACAAACCUUGUUAGAAGUUGUAACGUAGUAAGUCCGAAAUAGGAAUAGAGAACUCGGCUCUUGUUUUGGAGAGUUACUAUUCGUCGCCCUAAAUUUUUAAAUUUUGUCGCCCUAAACCAUACAAAUUUACAAAACAACCCUUCAUUUAAUUGUAUGGUUCAACCACCUAGAAUUAAUGCCCCAACCAACUAACCCAACCCAUUUAACUCUUUCUUCCAACAAAAAACAGAAAUAUCAAACCAAAAAUUAACUCCAAACCACACAACACAAAAUCCAACUACAAUCUUCUACAUUGAUAAAUUUUCGCCUGAUUCCGGCGAGUUUGUCGGAGGUAGAGAAGUAGUCGGUCAUAGCAUGCAGGGACUCGGACUAAAGGUAAGAUUCUGUUUGCAAUUUUUUUUUUCUUCUGGAAAACAAGUCGAGCAUGUUGAAAAUCGGCCUCGACCGGUGGUCAAGCAUGUUGAAACCCUGCAUCAGCCAUGGAACGGACGUGUUGUCCACCUGCCCGUUCCAUCCUCCAGGAAUGCUCGCAACAUGCUCGUCCUCUUGUCUAGGCAUGUUUUCAACAUGCUCGACCCACGGUUCUUUCUUGUUUUUAACAUGCCCGUCACUCGGUCGGGUCUAGUUUUGAACAUGCUCGAGUUAAUUUUGUGAUGUCAUGGACCUUUUUUAAUGAAAAUUCACAUAAAUUAUAAUAUUAUGUUCAUUAAGUUUCGUUGUUAAUUGUGUUUAUUAGGAAGGAGGAUAAAAAUCUUGUGCCACCAUCAUUUACUAACAAGGAAACUAUUAUGGAUGAUUCGGUAAGUAGUUAUUUUUUAUAAUUUAAUUAUCGUAACAUAAUUGUUGCACAACUAAAUGUUUUUACCUUGUAUUUCUUGUAGGGUGGAUCCGGAGUUAAUGAGGGUGACAAUGUUGAUUGCACAUCAUUGUUUCCAAGUGAUGUUUAUGAUACCCAUGAUCAAGCUUGUAAAGCGGCAAAGGAGAUUGCCAUGAGUAAUAGCCUUUCCUUGAUAGUGGCAUCAGUCAAGAGAAACGUUGGAGAAGACAAUCCGCGGAUCUAUAUGGAUUGCAACCAUGGUAGUAGGAGCAACUCAUAUACGUCUGAUCCCGCAAAGACAACACGGAGCAAAUCUACACAGGCAAGUUAGGUUGUCGUUUCCGAGUGGUGGUGCAAUCCGUAAAAAUAGAUGGCAAGUGUAAGUGGAGAAUUCAUGGGAUUAAGUCGAGGGGAUUUCACAGUCACAGAUUGGAGGUUUACUCUGAGGGAAGCAGGCAAAAGAAUGCUCUUUCGCAGGUGGAAAAAAUGAAUAUUAAGGAGUUGGAGGCAACACAUACUCAGGCGAAAGAUAUCAGAAGUUUGCUCAAUAUGAAGUACGAUGCUCAUCACAACAUGACUCAGAUUUAUAAUGAGACAGCAAAAAUUAGGCGUGAGAGAUUGGGUGGGUUGAAACCUAUGCGGUGGACAUUGAUAGAAGCUCAACGUCUUGGCUACUUUAUUGAGUGUGAAUUUGAUGAUCAACGUCGUGUUACUAGACUCUUCCUAUGCCAUCCUGAGUCGAUUCGGAUGUUGUUGGCAUGGUAUUUUGUUGUUUUGAUAGUCUCGACGUACAAGACUAACAAGUAUAAGCAGCCACUGGUUCAGUUGAUUGGUGUUAGUCCGGUGAAGAAGAACUUCAACAUUGGGUUCGCAUUGAUUUCAGAUGAGACGAAGGAGACAUAUGCUUGGGUUUUGAUGCAAUUGAAGAUUGUGCUUGGUGAUCGAACCCCGGUUGCGUUCGUCACAGACAAGGCGGGAGGAUUGGGUGUCUCUUUGCAACAAAUCUUUCCAUCUUCAGCUCAUUUACUAUGUGUGUGGCACAUGAAAAAGAACAUUGAAGCCAAAAUGAUGCAGUUGGGGAUUGGUCGUGAUUCUGCUGAGUUAUUUGUAGGAAGUCUAUGGGAGAGAGUCUUGCGAGCUAAUACUGAGGCAGGGUUCCAACGUCGUUGGCUAGAGUUGCAAAAUAGUCAAAGUUGUGUGGAUUUAAGUGCAAUUAUCAAGGAUUGACAUUUUUGUGUUAAAAUGUAUGUGGUUUUAGGUGGAAUUAAUCAAUGAUUUUGUGUUCAAAUUUAUGUGGAUUUAGUUGAAAUUAACCAAUUGUGUUCACAAUUAUUGUUGCUGAAAAAAUAGACUAGGCGGGUUGAAAACCCGCCUGCACCACGGACCAAACAUUUCACCUACCCAUCUUCACCGUGGGUUGAGCAUGUUGCACACCCAGCUGAUGGAUGGUGCAGGAAUAUACCCUUCCAGCACAAGCCGUGGACAAAGCAUGUUGUGAACCCGCCCUCCCGGAGGUCGAGCCAUAUUUUCUACCCUUCUGACCGCUGGUUGAGCCAUAUUCCCUACCCGCCCGAUGGUGCAAGUAAUUUUGUGUGAUCAUUAAAAAUUGUUGUUUGUU